AUGGGACUGUUAGCCUUGGGCACGCCUUUGCCGUGGUUUGAGUCCAGAACGUAUAAUGAACACAUCAGGGAUGAAGGGAUUGAGCAGCUGUUGUACAUUUUUCAAGCCGCUGGUAAAAGAGACAACGAUCCUCUUUAUUGGGGAGACGAACUUGAGUACAUGGUUGUGGAAUUCGAUGACAAGGAUAAAAAUUCUAUGCUCGACGUUUGCCAUGACAAAAUUCUUACUGAGCUUAACAUGGAAGACCUUCCUCUCUGUGAGGCUAAUGAUGUGAGCUUUCACCCCGAAUAUGGGCGCUACAUGUUAGAGGCCACACCAGCUUCGCCCUAUUUGAAUUAUGUCGGCAGUUAUGUCGAAGUGAACAUGCAACAAAGACGUGCCAUAGCAGAGUACAAGCUGUCUGAGUAUGCGAGACAAGAUAACAAAAACAAGGUACAUGUCGGUGCUAGAUCGGUGCCUUUGACGCUAACUGUCUUUCCUAGAAUGGGGUGUCCCAACUUCAUCAAUAUCAAGGGUCCAUGGAACCAUAAAAAUGCGGCUUCUAGGUCCCUGUUCUUACCGGAUGAUGUCAUAAAUAGGCAUGUCAGGUUUCCCAACUUGACAGCAUCCAUCAGAACCAGACGUGGUGAGAAGGUCUGCAUGAAUGUCCCAAUGUAUAAAGAUAAAGCUACUCCGGAAACAGAUGAUUCUAUCUAUGAUCGAGAUUGGUUUUUACCGGAAGACAAAGAGGCCAGAUUGGCUUCCAAGCCAGGAUUCAUUUAUAUGGAUUCUAUGGGUUUUGGAAUGGGUUGUUCUUGUUUACAGGUAACCUUCCAAGCACCUAAUAUUAACAAGGCUCGUUACCUGUACGACUCAUUGGUAAAUUUCGCACCGGUAAUGCUGGCCUUCUCUGCGGCUGCACCAGCUUUUAAGGGUUGGUUAGCUGACCAAGAUGUUCGUUGGAAUGUAAUUUCUGGUGCGGUCGAUGAUCGUACUCCGAAGGAAAGGGGUGUCGAACCAUUACUGCCCAAAUACAACAAAAACGGAUUUGGAGGAAUCGCGAGAGACGCUCAAGAUAAGGUCGUUGAAAUACCCAAAUCAAGAUAUAGUUCAGUGGAUCUUUUCUUGGGUGGAUCAAGAUUCUUUAAUAGAACUUAUAACGACACAAAUGUACCUGUCAAUGAGAAAGUACUAGGAAAGUUACUCGAGAAUGAUAAAGCGCCUCUUGAUUAUGAUCUGGCUAAACAUUUCGCGCAUCUCUACAUUAGAGAUCCAGUAUCUACAUUUGAAGAACUAUUAAACCAAGACAACAGGACAUCUUCGAACCAUUUUGAAAACAUUCAAAGCACAAAUUGGCAAACCUUACGUUUCAAGCCUCCUACCCAACAAGCAACCCCAGAUAAAAAGGAUUCUCCUGGUUGGAGAGUUGAAUUUAGACCAUUUGAGGUCCAACUAUUAGACUUUGAGAACGCCGCGUACUCCGUGCUCAUAUACUUGAUUGUCGAUAGUAUUUUGACGUUUUCUGAUGAUAUCAACGCAUAUGUUCAUAUGUCUAAAGUAUGGGAGAAUAUGAAGACAGCCCAUCAGAGAGACUCUAUUUUGACGGGAAAAUUUCACUGGAAGAAAUCAUUCCAUGGUGAUACUGACGUGGAAACUGAAGAGUAUUCUAUGAAUCAAAUCUUUCAUAAUCCAGAAAAUGGUAUUUUCCCUCAAUUUAUCACGCCGAUCCUAUGUCAGAAAGGAUUUGUAGCCAAAGAUUGGAAAGAAUUACAACACUCUACACAGCAUAAAAGAUUAUAUUAUUAUUUAAAGCUUAUUUCUGAUAGAGCAAGCGGUGAAUUACCAACAACAGCAAAAUUUUUUAGAGAAUUUGUACUGCAACAUCCAGAUUACAAACAUGAUUCAAAAAUUUCUAAAUUAAUUAAUUAUGAAUUGCUUUCUACGUGUGAUAGACUUACCCAUUUAGACGACUCGAGAGGUGAAUUAACGUCCUUUUUAGGAGCUGAAAUUGCAGAAUAUAUAAAGAAUAAUAAACCAUCGAUAGAAAGUAAGUUUUGA
Saccharomyces mikatae IFO 1815 is the source of this 2037-nucleotide messenger RNA. RefSeq names its product glutamate--cysteine ligase (gene GSH1). The coding region runs from base 1 to 2037 and encodes 678 amino acids. Lineage: Eukaryota; Fungi; Ascomycota; Saccharomycetes; Saccharomycetales; Saccharomycetaceae. Gene Ontology annotation, molecular function: glutamate-cysteine ligase activity. The transcript has a single exon. The record is from RefSeq and is a predicted model, not a curated record. Gene Ontology annotation, biological process: glutathione biosynthetic process.